GGCUUUAAUACCAGUUCACCAUGAAGUUCUAUCUUGGUCUAGUCGCUGUGCUUUGCUUUUGCGCCACCAAAUCGAUGGCAGAUAAUGGCAAACAAAUAAGCUCGGCAAACAUGUCGAGCUAUACAUUUAUUAAAAAAUUGACGGAUGUUACCAAAAUGAAGUGCUACCUAUAUUGGAUGUCCAGACUUGUCAAGAAUUCAGGAAAUAUAGUUUCUGAGCUGACAAAAUGUGUCAAACAAUUUGGCGACAAAGCAAUGCGCGUAGUGGCCGCCUUCAAAGAGCUUGUCGCAGUAAUCAGGCGCAUUUUUGAGGCCUGUACGGGUAUAAUCGUGGAUAAAGUCGUCGGUGGAGCAGCUUGUUUGAAAGCAUUUACCCUAAAUUCUUUCUCUUUGUUUAGAGCAUUGAAAAAGUUCCACGACGAGGUUAACAGUGAACCACAAAGUAAAACCGCGUGCGCGAAGAAGGCGCUUAAAGAAUAUUUUGAAGCUUCCAGUGUUUACGAAGUCAUCGAUAGCUGUAUAUAUCCGGGUAAUACAACAAAUACUAAAGCUGAUGUGACUUCCAAACCUACUGAUCGGCCAUUCUACAAAAAAAUAUUACCUUUUAUUUGACUAAACAAUGCAUUCGAGGCUACCUGAUGAGAGCUGUCAUUAAAAGAAUGCAUAAAGUAAAUAUACAUA
Molecule: messenger RNA, 680 nt
Organism: Drosophila miranda
Lineage: Eukaryota; Metazoa; Arthropoda; Insecta; Diptera; Drosophilidae
Exons: 2
Coding region: 21-611 (196 amino acids)
Source: RefSeq, a predicted model, not a curated record